Molecule: messenger RNA, 1339 nt
Organism: Fukomys damarensis (Damara mole-rat)
Lineage: Eukaryota; Metazoa; Chordata; Mammalia; Rodentia; Bathyergidae
Gene: Ren
Product: renin
Exons: 9
Coding region: 35-1231 (398 amino acids)
Biological process (GO): angiotensin maturation
Molecular function (GO): aspartic-type endopeptidase activity
Source: RefSeq, a predicted model, not a curated record
GGACCUGGUGGGUGCUCGAAGCGGACAGAACAAAAUGCUGCGCUGGGGAUUCUUGCUGCUGUUCCUGGGAUCCUGCACCUUCGGUCUCCCCAUGGACACAGCUGCCUUCAAACGGAUCUUACUCAAGAAAAUGCCCUCCAUCCGGGACAGCCUGCAGAAGUGGGGAGUAGACAUGAGCAGGCUGGAAGCCUAUCAGGAAGAGUUCACCAAGAGUGAGUCCCUUCACAAAAGAACCGCCUCUGUGGUCCUCACCAACUACCUAGACAUCCAGUACUAUGGUGAGAUCAGCAUCGGCACCCCACCCCAGACCUUCAAAGUCGUCUUUGACUCAGGUUCAGCCAACCUCUGGGUGCCCUCCACCAAGUGCAGCCCUCUCUACACCGCCUGUGUUUUUCACAGUCUCUACGACUCCUCGAAAUCUUCCAGCUAUGUAGAGAACGGGACCGAACUCAGCAUCAACUAUGGCUUGGGGAAUGUCAAAGGCUUCCUAAGCCAGGACAGGGUAACUGUGGGCGGAAUCACCGUGACCCAGACAUUCGGCGAGAUCACAGCACUGCCCCUCAUCCCCUUCGUGCUGGCCAAGUUUGAUGGGGUUCUGGGCUUGGGCUUCCCCGAACAGGCCGUUGGCGGAGUCACCCCCUUCUUUGACAACAUCCUUGCCCAGAAAGUGCUGAAAGAGGACGUCUUCUCCAUCUACUAUGGCAGGAAUCCCCACCUGCCAGGGGGAGAGCUGCUGCUGGGGGGCAGUGACCCCGAACACUACCACGGGGAUUUCCACUACGUGAGCCUCAGCAAGAGCGGCUCCUGGCAGAUCACGAUGAAGGGGGUGGCCGUGGGCUUUACCACGGUGCUGUGUGAGGAGGGCUGUGAGGCAGUGGUGGACACGGGUGCCUCCUAUAUCUCGGGCCCCACCAGCUCCCUGAGGCUGAUGAUGAAGGCCGUGGGCGCCCAGGAGUACGGCAGAGACCUAUAUAUCGUGAACUGUAACCAGGCAGCCACGCUCCCUGACAUCUCCUUCCACCUGGGAGACAGAGCCUACACGCUCACCAGUGAAGACUACGUGUUAAAGGACACCUACGGAAAUGAUGACAUGUGUGUGCUGGCCCUCCAUGGCCUGGACAUCCCACCACCCACCGGGCCCCUCUGGGCCCUGGGUGCCAGCUUCAUCCGGAAGUUCUACACAGAAUUUGAUCGACAUAACAAACGUAUUGGCUUUGCCUUGGCCCGCUGAGCCUUCGGCCUCCAGUGUGAGCCCAGAGCUGGAGCUCUCUCUGGGGGGUCCCCUCUGCCUGGGCUCAUGCCCUUGUGCAGGGGCACUGAACAUGGAAUCCCUGCCCCC